Saccostrea echinata is the source of this 3035-nucleotide messenger RNA. Its product is annotated as anoctamin-7-like. The coding region runs from base 44 to 2887 and encodes 947 amino acids. Gene Ontology annotation, molecular function: protein dimerization activity; chloride channel activity. Gene Ontology annotation, biological process: chloride transmembrane transport. Gene Ontology annotation, cellular component: plasma membrane. NCBI's taxonomy places the organism in Eukaryota, Metazoa, Mollusca, Bivalvia, Ostreida, Ostreidae. The record is from RefSeq and is a predicted model, not a curated record. The transcript is spliced from 24 exons.
UCUGCAGAGUCAUCUGUUCAACAUAAUAUUCUGAAGAAAAAACAUGGAAAAGAUAAAGAAGAGCAAAAUUUUAAAAUCUGUCAAAAAGCCAUUCAGCAAAAAGACUAAGAAAAGCAUGAAAGAAAAACAGGAUUAUGAUGUUGAGCCAGAUUUUCGAUUAUUUGAUCAAGCCAUGAAGGAGGCACAAAUGAGGCCAGAUUAUCAGCCAGAAAAACAGCGAAUAGACAUGGUCCUGAUCCAUGACAGAGAUGAUAUUAGUGAUGAGGCUUCCAGACAGAUUCGCAAGUGUUUUGAGGACAAACUCCGAAGGAGAUAUCGGUUUGUUAUCAAAAAAGAAACCAUUGGGAAACUGGAUUACAAACUUUUGCAUUGUCCAUUCAAGAGUCUCUGCGAAAUUGCUCAGUUUGUUAAUCUAGAAAUGCCACUGAAUGAGCCUCCAGAUGAGAACCCUGAAGUCAAAGGCUGUUGUACGUGGUUGGAAAAUUUUAUCAACGAGUACUUCUUUGAUGAUGAAACAGAGGAUGACUACACAGGCCUUUUUGACAUGGACAGAAUCACUAUGUAUAAAAAUUAUAACAACCCAACCAAAUUCUUCCGUCCUGCCACACGCUCAUUCCUCGUCCACAAAAUUCUUAUUAAUUUGGACAUUUCAAAGGACUUGAAAGACUACCAUGUUUUCGAUUCCCUGGAAGACAGUCAAGACAAUUGCUGUUCUUGUGGUAGAGCUAAAACCCUGAGGGAGUUAAGUGAUGCUGAUAACACUGAUCAGGAACUUCAGAAAAUCAAUCUUCCAUUUUUGAUAAUGAAGAAAGUUUACAAGGAGUCAGUAGUGCUUCAUGAAGCAUCAGAAGUCGGGAAAAAUAACGAUGAGGAUUCAGCUGAUGAGGGGGAUCCAGACCCCCAAGAAGCGGAGAAAUUAGCAGAUGAUCCUCGCGCUCUGCUUAAUAGGUCCUGGACAAAACUGUUCAAGUUUCAACCUUUAUGGAGGAUUAGGAACUAUUUUGGGGAGAAGAUUGCCUUGUACUUUGCAUGGUGUGGACACUUGAUUACCUCCCUUUGGCUCCCAAUGUUGUUUGGACUUGCCAUUUUUAUCUAUGGACUAGUCAAAAGCAUCAACAGAAGACUGCAAUAUGAAAACACCAAUCCCAAUGGCAAUGUUACUGGAUUACUGGAUACCAUCAAGCAGUCAUUUGAUAAUGAGGUCACUCCAUAUUUUGCCAUGGUCAUCUGUAUUUGGGGCACUAUAUUUUUGGAAUUUUGGAAGCGAAAGGAGAAGAGAUUGGCAUUUUUGUGGGAUGUUACAGAAUAUGAAGUUAAUGAGCCUGAUCGACCUGAAUUUUAUGGAACCACAACAGAGACAAACCCUGUGGAUGGUUUUAAGAUCCUAAAAUAUCCAGUGAAAUACCAGUUUAUGAAGUACAUUACCUCAGGUGUCACAUUGUUGUUUAUGGUGUUGGUUGUCAUGGCAAGUGUGAUGGGUGUCAUCAUUUAUCGUGUACUUGUUACUGUGGACUAUUGUCCGGGUGUCAGUGCUGAGGAAUGUCUAUUGAGUACCACAGUUGUCUCCUCCUUACUCAAUGCACUUUCUAUUUUUGUACUUGGAAAGUUUUAUGACUUUUUGGCUGUGAAGUUAACAGACUGGGAAAACCACAGAACACAGACAAAAUAUGAUGAUUCCUUAAUCAUGAAACUGUUUGCCUUCCAAUUUGUAAAUAACUAUUCCUCCUGCUUUUACAUUGCUUUCUUCAGAGGGCGCUUUGAUGCUGAUGGACUUGUGGGACUUGGACCACAGUUCCAGGACCAGUGUGAGGGGACCUGUAUGUCUCAGUUAUCCUUCCAAGUCCUUACAUUAAUGGUUACAAAACCACUGCCCAAGUUAUGCACAGAUGCCAUUCUACCUGCUCUAAAGAAGUGGUGGAGAAAGAGACCCUCCUGGUGCUGCCGAUGCUUUGGUGGGGAGGAGCCACAGAAAAGCAAGCGAGAGGAGACAUUCCUAGAGAAACAUGUUAAAAAGGAGAAUCUGGGGGACUUUACGCUGGGGGAAUACACAGAAAAAAUCAUCAUAUUUGGCUUCCUUAUGUUAUUUGCUGCCUCUUUCCCAUUGGCUCCUUUGAUGGCCCUCAUUACCGGAGCUUUAGACAUCAGGAUAGAUGCAUGGAGAUUACUGUGGAUUUAUAAACGACCCAUAGCCUACAUGGCUCAAGACAUAGGUACUUGGUACACAAUCCUGAGUUUUAUGAACUUUUGUGGUGUGGUCUCUAAUGGUUUCCUUGUGGCAUUCACUUCUACUUGGGGGAAUUCCUUCUCCACGACAGGACAACUCUGGAUUGUUAUUGGGUUUGAGCACAUCGCUUUGGUUAUCAUGUUUGUAUUUGCGUAUAUUGUACCUGAUACUCCAGCAGACAUCGAAUUAAAGAAGAGAAAGAAAAGGUAUAAAAUGGAAGAGGCUCUUGACAAUUUGCAAAGAUCACUAGAGGAAGAAAAUCAUAGAGAUGUUGUGUAUGCAGAUCAGGACUGGGGAGAUGUACCAAAACAAGAACCACACAGACGUGUCACUUAUAGGUCUCCCCCCUCUGCUACUACAGCUACAGACAUCAUCAUAGAGAGACCACGGGAGGUCACGUAUUAUGAAUACCAGGAUGGAGGCUCUGACAACAGGGCAUAUGACAGGGAUUAUGAAUCAAGGGAAUAUAUUGUGACCACCCCUGUGAAGAAAUUGAAGAAAAGAAAGAAGAAGAGAACCAGGAGAAAUUCAGUGGAGGACAUAUCAGGAGAUAGAGAAUAUGUGGAAUCUGGACAUAGAGAUCCCGGGGAUUACAAUGAGAACAUACCUGUUGGCAGCUCAGCAAGAGUGGUCAUUAGGGACAGGUCAGAUAUAGAUGUAUAAAUGAAGAAAAUGCAGCAAAGAAAUUCUGGACUUUCAACUGUCCAAUUUUUCAUGAAUGAUAAAUUCAAUCUACAUGUAGUUUCUAAUAAGGAUUUUUACGCAUUGUAUAAUUUAUUUUUUUCAUUUCAUUACUGUUCUGUUACAUAUA